AUGGAUUCCAAUAAUCAGGUCUUAAUUGAAUCCCUGGAGAGUCAAUACAAGACUAUUAUCACCGAUGGAUGCGCUCAACACUCGANCAAUAAUCAGGUCUUAAUUGAAUCCCUGGAGAGUCAAUACAAGACUAUUAUCACCGAUGGAUGCGCUCAACACUCGACCCAAACCACAACCACUCAUAACUGGCCAUUGGAUACACAGACAACACCUGUCGGCCACCGAUCGGAGACAAUCACUACUGAAGACCAGUUAAUGACAGCCGAAGACGGUGUAAACGAAGGAGAGAUAGGGAAAGACACUGGAAGUGAUGGAUGUGUUGACAACAGAAAUGAAAAGACAAUACAUAUCAACAAUGAGAUUAAAAAGGAUAAGGAGGACACGGAUUGGUCACCACUUUCAGUGAUGAAGUACUCGACGUAUAAUAAGCCGAAGAGACAGAGAGUGCAACAGACGGCGAGGAAGUCAUUUGUCAGUACAGUCCCGAAGACAUCUAAAGUAUAUCAAUCAAAAACGAGUCAAUCAGUGAGCGCACCGUCGAAGACAUCCCUUUAUGUAUGCGAUUAUUACGGAUGUGUUAAGACAUUCAAAGCAAAGUGUCUGUUAGAAUAUCACCGAAGACUAGAACACAAUGAGAUUAGCAUUAAAUCGGAUAAUAAACUAAAAACAAUAAAAAUACGGACACUUAAGCCGUUUGCGUGUGAUUACGACAAUUGCAAUUUCCGAGCCGUCAAUCAGUCAAUACUUGACAGCCAUCGGGAGAAUCACGAGAGAACUGAUCAUCAAUUUUUUUGCGAUUACGAUGAUUGCGGCCGAACAUUUGCACACGAGAGGUCUCUUAAAAUACAUCAACACCUGAGCGGACACUUUGACGACAACGACGUUAUGGCGAUUCCGGGGCCGCCCUAUGGCUGCCAAUGGCCUGACUGUACAAAUGUUUUCACGACGUUAUGUAAUAUGAAACGACACAUGAAGAGCGUCCACACAAACGACCGGCCAUUUGAGUGUCACGACUGUCCGAAACGGUUUUUAUCGAAUAGCGAUCUUUGCAGACAUCGGCGCGAAAAGCACUCAUUGGAACCGUUUGUGCCGAAGAAGGAUUUUAAAUGCGAUUACAAUGACUGCCAGUUUGAGACCAUCGGUGUGAGUGCUUUAAAUGAUCACAAGAAACGUCACCUCAAUAUCAAAGAGUUUGUCUGCGAAGAGACGGACUGUGGGAUGAGUUUUGUUACUAAAAACGAACUCCAGAAACAUAUGCGACGACACAGCGAUGAACGGCCGCAUCGGUGCGAUUGGCCCGCAUGUGAGGCGGCGUACAAAAAGGCCGAGAGUUUGGUCGAUCACAGGCGCCGACACACCGGAGAUCUGCCGUUCGCUUGCGAUGACUGCGAGGAAAGGUUUCCCUCCAAUAGUUCACUGACAGAACAUCGCGGGAAACGACAUAACAUUAAUAGAUAUGAAUGCGAUGUCAGCGGCUGUUCGUGGGCUACAAACUCGCGGACGGAAUUUGAUGUCCACCGACGGAAGCACCAGAAUGUGCGGCCAUUUGUGUGCGAAGAGACCGAUUGCGGGAAGAGUUUUCAUAGAAAGGAUUCCUUCAUUAAACAUAUGUCUGUCCACAGCGAUGAGCGGCCGCAUCGGUGCGAUUGGCCCGGAUGUGAGUCCGCUUACAAGAGAAACACUAGUUUGGUUGAUCACCGGCGGACACAUACCGGCGAACGCGAGUACAAGUGUCCGUUUGACGGUUGCGGGAAAAGUUAUGCGACCAGAAGUAUAUUACAAAGCCAUAAAAACACUCACAAACACCCGUAUGUCUGUCAUUGGCCCGAAUGUGACCAGAGAUUUGGUGAUAAUCGCCGACUUCAGGGCCAUAUGAACGAACAUCAGGGCAUUCGUCCCCAUAAAUGCCAUUUUAGUGGAUGUGAUAAAAGCUAUUUCUCUAAACCAUCGCUUAAUCAACAUUUAAAAGCCGUUCACAAAAUGCUCACAAUUGCCGGCAAAUGA
Messenger RNA from Medioppia subpectinata, 2004 nucleotides. NCBI's taxonomy places the organism in Eukaryota, Metazoa, Arthropoda, Arachnida, Sarcoptiformes, Oppiidae. The record is from the annotation of a GenBank genome assembly.